Messenger RNA from Populus nigra (black poplar), 2090 nucleotides. Its product is annotated as transcription factor DIVARICATA-like. Gene Ontology annotation, molecular function: DNA binding. The coding region runs from base 866 to 1786 and encodes 306 amino acids. Lineage: Eukaryota; Viridiplantae; Streptophyta; Magnoliopsida; Malpighiales; Salicaceae. The transcript has 2 exons. The record is from RefSeq and is a predicted model, not a curated record.
UCUUCCUCUUCUAACAAAUUUUAUCAAGGGAGGAAACUUUGCGCAGCUGCAACGCCUACAAACACCAAACCCAUCAAUCACAACGCAACACCUUUGACCACUUCACACUCUCUUCUCUUUGCUCAUUUCUGUUUCCACGGAUCCUCUUUUUGCAAGUAGCAGUAGCAAGAAAGAGUUGGCAUGCUUGUGUUCUCUCAGGCACCACCAUUUUCUUUUUUCAAGCCUUUUAGCUUAUAGUGAAAAAAAGAGAAUAAAGCUAGCAAAGCACCAGUUUUUUAUCCUUUCUUGCCAUUUGCUCCACUAAUUCUAGAGGGCAUCUUUCUUUUCUCUGUUUUUUCCUCAAUUGGGUCUUUUUGGUUUUUGCUAUUGCUCACUUUUAGUAUCUUUUAAACCGAAGUCUUAAUCCCAUUUUUUUUGGGUUUGAAGUUUGAACUUCGAAGUUUCAAGAUUUAUGGUUAAGAGUAUUGUUUUCGUUUUUGAAAUUUGAAAAGGUUUUUUUCUUUUUCUUUCUUGAAAUUGUUGUGGUUUAGUACUUGGGUUUAUUAAUGGAAUAAAUAUUAGGAUCUGGAUAUUGUUAUUGCUUCAAGAAUUUUCCUUGGGUUUUGGAAAGUUGCAAACUUUUCAAGAUUCCUCAAUUUGGAAAAAAAAAAAAGAAGGUUUCUCAAGAUUCUAAUCUAAUGGCUAUUUGAUCAUAAAAUUCUCCACUUCUCUGCAUUUCCCAUUUGGUCAUUCUCUCUCUCUUUGAAUUCAAAGAGAGAGAGGAAAACCGAGUAAUAGAGUGUGCCUCUUUUAUGUUUUUAUAAAUCAUCUCUUCUUUGGCUUGCUAGUUAUUUGCUUUGAUUGUACACUGUGACUGCUUACAACUAUGAAUCGGGGUGGAAUCCUGUCUCCGGCCUCGUAUUUACAGAAUUCAAACUGGUUUUUUCACGAAAGCAGGGGAACAAAAUGGACCCCUGAAGAGAACAAGCAGUUUGAGAAUGCUUUGGCUUUGUAUGACAAGGAUACGCCUGAUCGGUGGCUGAAGGUGGCAGCCAUGAUUCCAGGCAAGACUGUAGGUGAUGUCAUCAAACAGUACAGGGAAUUGGAGGAAGAUGUUAGUGAUAUAGAGGCAGGGCUCAUCCCAAUUCCUGGAUAUAGUAGUGAUUGUUUCACAUUAGAGUGGGUGAGUAAUCAUGGGUAUGAAGGGAUGAAGCAAUUUUAUAGUCCUGGAGGUAAGAGGGGCACAGCGACGCGGCCUUCUGAGCAGGAAAGGAAGAAAGGUGUGCCGUGGACUGAGGAGGAGCACAGGCAGUUUCUUUUAGGUCUUCAAAAGUAUGGUAAGGGGGAUUGGAGAAAUAUCUCCCGCAAUUAUGUGACUACUAGGACGCCAACUCAGGUGGCUAGCCAUGCACAAAAGUAUUUUAUUAGGCAAAGUACUGGAGGGAAGGACAAGAGGAGAUCUAGUAUCCAUGAUAUAACUACUGUCAAUCUUCCAGAUGCCAGAUCUCCAUCACCAGAAAACAGAAAGCCAUCAUCUCCAGAUCAUUCAACCACAACCAAGCAAUCUCAGGCACCACCAAUAACGACUGGCAUGGUUAAAGAGCUAUUUGACUGGAAACCCCAAAAUGAAGGAACAGCCACAGUUUUCAAUCCAGCAAAUGGCAAUUUGUUGAUGGCACCUUUCUGUGGGAUAUCCUCAUAUGGAUCCAAGCUGCAGGAGCAAAAUCUGCUUGGAGGAACACUUCCAGGAUAUCAGUUCGGUCCUUACAAUUUGAUUUUUCAGAUGCAAUCAAUGCAACAUCACUAAGGGCAUAGAUGAAGUGGGGCAUUUAGGGCUCUGAAGGCAUUGAUAUGCUAUAUGUUAUACAGUAUGUUGGGUAGCUUUGUCUUUUCUCAAUCAUGGUUUAUUGUGAAUAUGUCAAUGAGGGCUCAAGUUAGUCCGUAUUUAAUAGACUCUUACAGAACAAUCACUUAGCUUACGCUGUGAUUUUGCGUUCAAAUCUAAUCAUCGAACCAAAAGGAAGCUCGUUUAUGUGAAGCUUGCCUUUUUAUUACCUGUGAAUAUCCUGGUUGUGUUUGGAAUUCAAUUAUAGUCGCAAGGUUUGGAACUU